AUGCCGCCGCCGCUUGUGUUGGGGGCUGCCAUCUUGGUAAGCGACGGCCGCAACCCGGAGCCCCGGCAACCAUGCCCCGCAGAGCAGCCGGGCCAACCGUCGUCGACCGAGCAGCACGUUCUUGCGCCAUGCGGAGCGGCAGGUAAUGGUGCUCCGGGUCUUCGACGCUGCUUAGCCUGGGCCUGUCGGGCGUGCAAGCGGCGCACCAUGGCCGUUGAUCGUCGGAGAGCGGCCACGCUGCGUGAACGCAGGCGGCUCCGUCGCGUGAACGAAGCCUUCGAGGCACUGAAGAGGAGGACUUGUGCGAAUCCCACGCAGAGGCUACCGAAGGUCGAAAUAUUGCGCAAUGCCAUCGAAUAUAUUGAAGGGCUGGAAGAUCUGCUCGAGGCGGCUGACAGUGCACGCACGACCAACAAGCUUUUUGAAACAUCUAAGCCCGUUUCAGCGAAACCACUGCAGUCACACGAUGACGACACGUCGAGCUGGAGGCCAUUAUCUGAACGUGUGCAUCACGAUCCGCUGAGCAUCCAUGACGGUCAGGAAUCGUGCGACCUUCCCGGCGCUGUAUCAAGCUUGGAUCGACUGUCCCUGAUAGUGCAAAGUCUGAAUGAAUCUAGGAACAGGCUGUAGUCAACAAAAAGGCUGUCUUAUGCAAGGUCUACGAGAAUUGGGGCUACACGACAAAUAUUGACAACUGAAACGAGCCGCCCUUCAUAUAAAAUAGCCACUCCCUCUGCUGAAUUGCAUCUAUUGUGGCGUGACUUGCACCAUACCUACGAACUUCGUCGCUGACACACUGAUCUGUUCAUAACUCCUCAAAAGCCUGCCAGUUCAAUUAAAUUGUUUGCGGAUGUAGUUUUAGAUAAAAGAAGCUGCCAUUCUCGGUCUGGAUGCCACUCACGGUUAUGUAAAGCGAUAUAUAAUAAGGAACAAUUAGGUUCAAAUGUUCAACUAUCACAAAAUUAUGUAUUUUUCGAGACAAUAAAUCAA
This is a messenger RNA of Rhipicephalus sanguineus (brown dog tick), 990 nucleotides long. RefSeq names its product myogenic factor 6 (gene nau). The transcript has 5 exons. NCBI's taxonomy places the organism in Eukaryota, Metazoa, Arthropoda, Arachnida, Ixodida, Ixodidae. Gene Ontology annotation, molecular function: DNA-binding transcription factor activity, RNA polymerase II-specific; RNA polymerase II cis-regulatory region sequence-specific DNA binding; protein dimerization activity. The record is from RefSeq and is a predicted model, not a curated record. Gene Ontology annotation, biological process: positive regulation of myoblast differentiation; regulation of transcription by RNA polymerase II; muscle organ development. The coding region runs from base 1 to 630 and encodes 209 amino acids.